GAGUGUAUCUCUCUCUCUCUGCUGUCUUUCUCUCCCUUUUCUCUGUUUUUCCGCCAUUUUCAGAGAAACGAACAGUGGGCAGAGAGGAGACUGACUACGAAAGAAUCAUCGCUCCAUUGUAUUGUAGUGAGAGAAAGCCUGGGAGCGAGCUUGAGCUACUACAACUACGAGGCGAUACUUCUCGUGAUUUCAAUCUCUCUCUGUCUCUCUCUCCUACCUUUUCACUUUCUCUUUCUUCAUUCACUUUCCCCCUUCUCUCUCCCGUGUCCCCCUCGCCUAUAGCUCCUCAUCAUACUCCCCCACCUAAUUCACUUCUUUCAUUUGAAUAUUUCCUCUCUCUCUCUCUCUCUCUCUCUCUCUCUCUCUCUCUCGCUCGCUCGCUCAGCCGGGGUCGUCCUGACGUUGCUUGAGGAUCUGAUGUGUCAUGCUAAAAUUUCGAGGGCAAUCCUACUGGACCAUAUAAAUGAAGGAAUCGUUAUGAUUGGAGAGGAUUCUAAAGUUUUUCCUUUUCUGGUUGCUGCACUUACCUAUCUCCAAAGUGAUUCUUCAGAAUUGGGUUAGCCAUUGGUGUACUUUUGGAGGCUGAAUCUUCCUCUUUAGUUCAAGCGUUCAUUGGGGAUGGCCACAGUUUCCAGUACUUGUGAAAUUGUUGAAUCAGCAGAAGAAUUCAGUUGCCUGCAGAAGUCGUCCAACAAAUCUUCACUUGAGGAUGAUAUCAAUCGACUAUUUGAGUCGCUAAAUGUCCGAAAUUCAUCUAGGAGUUCGGGGUUAUUGCAUGACGCUGGCAGAGAGUCUCUACGGAAAAAUGCUUCAAAGAGACCUAUGCGAGGUGGUGCAUCACCGGCUUCAAGCAUCGGAAUAUCAGAGCCAUUGAGUUUGAAGCAGGCUUUGAGGGGAUUAUGCAUCUCUCAAGCUUCAGAAAUGGCAGCUAUGAAGCGACUGUCAAAGCCAGUUAAUUCUCCAACCUUGUCAGAAGCUGGAGCUAUUAAAAGGUUGUAUAGGGCAGUGGUGGUUGAGGCCGAUGGAUCUGGCUUUCCUUUAAAUGAAGGUGAAGGGAAGGUGUUAGAAAUUUCCCUGGUAUCUGAAGGUGUCAGUUCAAAUACUUCUAUGGGAGUGUCUGAGUCCCUUCAGAUACCAUCCGCAGACUUAACUCAUCAUGAGGCUCAUCCUUCUUCAUCUAUCAAAGCGAACAUACCGCAGUUGACAAUCAGAAAAUCUUCCUCAGUAGAUAAAAUUUGUCCUUUGGAAGCAAAAUCUGCUGGUGCAGAAGUGAAUACAGAAGUUGGAAGGGUCAAAUCUGUGGAACCUUCAUCUCUUCUUGGUAAUGGCAAAAAACUUGCAUUUAAUGAUCUGCAAGAUGCUGCUCAAGUUAAACUUCCGCCAGCAAAACUAGCCCAGAUUAAUGGACAAAAGGGAAAUUUAGAUGCUACAUCUAAAUUAUCUAGCCCUUGGGCCCCUUCCGCUGGUAAGAGGGGAAAUAAAUCCAAUAUCAACAGUCCAUGUUUUGUUAUGCCAGUCUUUGGGAACAAAAACUUCAUGAAGAAGAAAGUAAAGCAUGAAUCAACUUCUACUUCCUGCAGUUCUAGUCCCUGUAUUCAGAAAAUAGGUGGUGUUUCAGGUCCUCGCACUGAUAUUGUAGAAAAGACUUGUGUUCCCGACAGUGAGGGGAAAGAAGUUGAAAAGGCUUCUCUUGAUUCAGGUGCUACAGAUAAGAGAAUUGAAGUGAAUAGUAGUUCUGCUGACACUGGUUCGAGCAACAUAGAGUGUACGUUGACCUGCAGUAGCAGAAUGAAAUGUCUGGAUAAUAAAGCUGAUGAAGUUUUCAGAUCAAGAGAGAAAGGCGAGUUCUCCCAAAGCUCAAAAAGUAGCAUUGGGGACUACAGGUGUAGCACUAGCAUUAGUGAGACAAGUAAUCUCAGCGGGUCCAAUCGGUGUGGGAGUAGGCCUCAUAUGUCAAAAGACUCGAGGUGGGAAGCGAUCCGGUCUGUUCAGAUGCAGAGUGGAAGCAUAAACUUGAAACACUUCAAACUACUUAAGAAGCUAGGCUGUGGGGAUAUUGGAAUUGUUUAUCUUGCUGAAUUGACAAGUACUAACUGCCUCUUUGCACUGAAAGUGAUGGACCUUGAGUUCUUGGUAAAGAGGAAGAAAAUGGCUAGGGCCCAGACUGAGAAAGAGAUAAUGCAAAUGCUGGAUCAUCCAUUUCUGCCAACACUGUAUUCCCACUUCUCGACAGACAAACUCUCGUGUUUAGUCAUGGAGUAUUGUCCAGGUGGUGAUUUGCAUGUUCUGCGCCAGAAACAACCGACACGGAGUUUCUCUGAACAAGCAGCGAGGUUUUAUGUUGCUGAAAUUCUCCUUGCACUGGAGUACCUGCACAUGCUUGGAGUAGUGUACAGAGACCUAAAACCAGAAAACAUACUGGUCCGAGAAGAUGGUCACAUCAUGCUCUCAGACUUUGACUUAUCACUCCGAUGUGCUGUAAAUCCAACAGUGGUGACAUCAUCGUCACCCGAAGCCGAGCCCACGAGAAAGACAUCUAGUCCAUGCACGGAAACUAGCUGCAUCGACCCUUUCUGCCUCCACCCAUCCUUUCAAGUGCCAUGCUUCACUCCUAGACUUUUAUCAAUCGCCACAAAAGGUCGGAAAAUGAAGUCUGAUCUGGCGGCUCAGGUCAGCCCCCUGCCACAGCUUGUGGUGGAGCCGACCAGUGCCAGAUCCAACUCCUUUGUCGGGACCCACGAGUACCUCGCUCCUGAAAUUAUCAAAGGUGAGGGUCAUGGAAGCGCUGUUGAUUGGUGGACAUACGGGAUAUUCCUGUUCGAACUGUUAUACGGCAAGACGCCCUUCAAAGGUUCUGGAAAUGAGGAAACAUUGACCAAUGUCGUCUCUAGAAGCCUCAAGUUUCCGAGUAGCCCCGUUGUGAGUUAUCACGCGAGAGACUUGAUCAGAGGGCUCCUGAUAAAGGAUCCAGAAAACCGGUUGGGAUCUGCAAAGGGGGCUGCAGAGAUCAAGCAUCACCCCUUCUUUGAAGGGCUUAACUGGGCGCUGAUUCGCUGCGCGGUUCCCCCCGAGCUGCCGAGGUACUUCGAGGUCGGCGUCAGCGCAAAUUCUACUCAAACAGACGCGGCGAAAUGUAAGGAUUUUCAGAACAUAGAGGAGCAAAUUGAAUUCGAAGUGUUUUAGCCUUUUGUUUCGAAACGGUUCUUGCGCGGGAAAGAAGAUUUUUUUUCAUGUUCUUUCCAGUUUUAAGAUUGAUUUUCUGUAACUCACAUAUAUGUAGGAUCUGUUGUAUAUACUAUCAUGUAGGUGAUCUGGGGAAUUUUGUCAUCUGUUAAGUACUGUAACUAGGACUGACAGUACAACCUAAGAUACAAGGAAAGGUUGAGGUUGUUUCAGUCGGUGCUUAGAACAAAUAACAUAAUUUUGCGAGAGAA
Messenger RNA from Rhodamnia argentea, 3434 nucleotides. Its product is annotated as serine/threonine-protein kinase D6PKL1-like. Gene Ontology annotation, cellular component: cytoplasm; plasma membrane; nucleus. Gene Ontology annotation, biological process: protein phosphorylation. Gene Ontology annotation, molecular function: protein serine/threonine kinase activity; ATP binding. Lineage: Eukaryota; Viridiplantae; Streptophyta; Magnoliopsida; Myrtales; Myrtaceae. Bases 619 to 3183 code for a protein of 854 amino acids. The record is from RefSeq and is a predicted model, not a curated record. The transcript is spliced from 3 exons.